Molecule: messenger RNA, 5012 nt
Organism: Neurospora tetrasperma FGSC 2508
Lineage: Eukaryota; Fungi; Ascomycota; Sordariomycetes; Sordariales; Sordariaceae
Exons: 4
Coding region: 1-4659 (1552 amino acids)
Cellular component (GO): eukaryotic translation initiation factor 4F complex
Molecular function (GO): mRNA binding; protein binding; translation initiation factor activity
Source: RefSeq, a predicted model, not a curated record
AUGACUUCCUCUGCGAGUCAACAGAACCAAAACCCGGCUCAACCUCCGUCCGCUCCUGCAGCAACGUCGUAUGCUUCCGCAGCCGGUGCGAAGAAGCCGACAAGCACGCCGCUGAUUGCGACGGGUUCUCAGCCCCCCGUCGUGGUUGGUUCCUCUGCCCAGAAUGGCAAGCCUCAAGCUGCCCCGGUGAACGGCCGGCCCAACAUCACCCCCGCCGUGCCCAUCGCCAGAGGCAGCUCGGGCCUCAACGGAGCCUCUGCUGACCACUCUAGGAAGAGCUCCGUCACCAUCAGCGCCGCUCCUCCCAGCCACAACGCCAACGGCGGUCCUGUCGGUGGCGCCAAGGCCAUCCAGUUCGGCUUCGACGAGUCGCCUGCCAUCACCCACAGCACUCCCCACGCUGCUGGCUCCGUUCCCAUCCCGAUUCCUGGCAGCAACGCCAGAGUUCCCUCUCCCGCCGCCUCGCCCUCGCCUAUUCCCCAGGUGCCUCAGCAGAGCGGUGGCCAGCGGGCUCCCUCCAACAUCUCUGCUCCCAUGACGUUCGGCAGUUUCCCUGGUGACAACGAUCGCCACAUGAAGCAACACUCCGUAUCUCACAGCAACGGCCCGGUCCACACACGACGGGACUCGCAGGCCUCUGCCCACGGUGAGACAGUUGGCCACAUGGCUAGCCAUCGUGGUGGCUAUCAGGGUCAGGGUCGUGGUCGCGGCGGAUACAACAACUCGUACAACAACCCCAACAUGGGAUUCCCUCCAACCAGGUCCUACAACGGUCCCCAGCACAACGCUGGUCGUGGUGGCAUGAACAACUUCCAAGGCCGCGGAGGCAUGCAGCAGUAUCCCAACUCUCCUCAGCCCCACCGUUCGAGCCCUGCUCCGGCUCACGCUGUGCCUACUCACGGCACCCCUACCAUGGCCUCUGCCAGCCUGGCACCUACUCAGCCGCCCUUUUACCCCGGCAUGAACAUGUACCAGCAACAAGUAAAGCCCCCUUCCUUUUGCAACGAUUAUUCCUCUUUCAAACCUGUCAACAAGAAGAACAAAGGGACACGCCGGGAUUCAGACAGUAUCCAUCCUAGGCACCCUAAUCCUUCGCAGCAAAAGUCAAGUUCGAGCGAUGAUUCAACUCAGAAGCCUCGACGUCAGAGCAAGCGUUGGGCUUCCAAGGCAGAUGGAUACCAAGAAGUCGACGGUGGUCCGCCUCUGCCGGAAUACUCAAACGCUCCGCCAGCUCGCUACGACUUUGUACCCCUUCGCUCCGUUCCUAUGUUUUCUCCGCCAUCGCUCGGCAUUGACCUGUCACCCGAGAGCGGCCAAUUCGAAAACGUGCUGACAAAACAAAAACAGGUGCCCGGAUAUCCUGCCCCUAUGGACUAUCGUGGUCCCGUAUUUAACCCCUACAGCCAGCCCAUGCCCUAUAUGGGCCAGCCGGUGCCCCAUUUCCAGCCCGCAUACGUCCCUCCUACCUUUGUACCUCAAGGACAGCCUGUUGCCCAACCGAUGUCCCGUAACGCUUCACAGGUUUCUGAUCGCCCGGCGUCGAGCACUGGCCAAGUCCAAGCGCCCGUCGUUGCGCAGAGCACCCCGACGCAGCGUCCUGCCCAAGCUGCCCCUGCCAUUGUUUCCUCUAACUUUGCUAGACCCAAGAAGUCCGCAGGCAUCACUAUUAAGGAUCCCAACGGCAACCCUCUCGACCUUUCGGCGAUAAAGGGCCCUGUCUCCCCGGCACCCAGCAUUCAGCAACAGUCCAAGACACCGCCUGUUGUUGCCUCGACACCCACACCCCCUCCCGCUAAGCCCACUGCCCCCUCCCACGGUCGUACCGAGAGCACAACUGGCAAGACUGCCGAGCAACUUCGCGACGAGUUUAAGAAUGCGGUUCAGAAGGCCAAGACCGAAGCUCCUGCUGACAACAAGACCAACGAGGAAGAGGCCGCGAAGGCCGCUGCCGAGAAGGCUGCUGCCGAGAAGGAGGCUGCUGACAAGGCCGCUGCUGAAAAGGAAGCUGCCGACAAGGAGGCCGCAGAGAAGGCCGCAGCCGAGAAGGCUGCUGCUGAAAAGGAGGCUGCUGACAAGGCCGCGGCUGAAAAGGAAGCUGCCGAGAAGAAGGCAGCUGAAGAAGCCAAGGCCAAGGAGGAAGCUGAGGCUAAGGCUAAGGCUGAUGCCGAUGCCUCGGCCGCUGCUGCUGCCGCCGCCAAGAAGCCUGAGGCUAAAGAGGAGUCUGAAAUUGACUACAACAACCUCGACUUCGCCAAGCUGACUGACAAGGAGCUCAACAACAUUGAUCACAGCAAGCUUAGCGAUGAGCAAAUGGACGCUUACUUCAACGAACUCGAGGAGAGAGAUGCUCGCCGCGAGAAGGAGCAGGCCGAGAUCUCCAAGAAGAAGGCUGCUGAGGCCGAAGAGGCCAAGAAGAAGGCUGAGGCUGAGCGCUUGGCCAACGCUGCCGAGAACGACCGCAAGCUCCGCGAGCAGGAACGUGAGAUGGAGAGACUCGAGGAAGAGCGCGAGCGUAAGCGCAAAGAGAGAGAGUCUGGCCAGGGCGAGUCUGUCGCCGACCUUCUCACCAAGGAGGCCGAUGACAAGAAGGAGACCGAUGCUGCCUCCAAGACCCUCGGCAAGAAUAAGCCUGCUGCUCUCAAUCUUGCUCCCCUCAACACUAAGUCCGUUGAGGCGCCCCAGCCCAGCGCUGCUCUCCAGUCUCUGCGCUCCGCUCGCCUUCUCCCUGGCGUGCAGUAUGAUAUCUACCCUGCCGGCAUCGCUUCCCCCAACCCAGCCCUCAACCAGGCUGUUUCUAAGAAGGGCAAGAUGUUCAAGUAUGAUGCCAACUUCCUUCUCCAGUUCCAGACUGUCUUCACGGAGCAGCCGUCUCCCGAGUUCCAUCAGCAGGUUAAGUCUCUCAUCGGAGAUUCGGACGGUGGUCGCUCGGCCUCCGCUCGUACCCCUGGCGCUGGAUCCCAGAGAGGCCGCGGCGGUGCUUCCGGCGGCGGCUUCCCUGCCAUGGGCCAGUUCUCUGGCAAGCCUGCGCUGCCCCCUGGAACCACUUCGGCGGAGCGCUUCGCUAUGUCGCAACAGGCUGGUGGUAUGGGCUCUCUUGGCAGACCUGGCGCUAUGGGCACUAUGGCUUUUGGCCGCCAGGGCACAUUCCCUGGCAAUCUCAGCCGCACUCCCUCGUCUACUGCUACUCCUGACUCUCCUCGUCAGGGCAGCCGUCGCAAGCCGCGUGAAGGUUACUCCAAGAACGAGGCUCAGGCCGCCAAGAAUAUGCCGCUCACUGCCGGCAUGGAGGUCAAGCCUAUUACUGUGUCCGCAACAGGCUGGAAGCCCAUGAGCAUAGGAACUAAGAAGGCGGAGGCGCCUGCCCCCGGUCACUUGGAUCCUGAGACCGUUCAGCGCAAGGUCAAGGCCGCUCUCAACAAGAUGACCCCUGAGAAGUUCGACAAGAUUUCCGACCAGAUCCUUGAGAUCGCUCACCAGUCGAAGAACGAGCAGGAUGGUCGCACUCUGCGCCAGGUCAUUCAGCUCACGUUUGAGAAGGCUACGGACGAAGCCCACUGGGCUUCCAUGUAUGCCAAGUUCUGCAAGCGCAUGCUCGAGACCAUGAGCCCCGAGAUCCGCGACGAGAACAUCAUGGACAAGCAGGGUAACGUCGUCAGUGGCGGCGCCCUCUUCCGCAAGUACCUCCUUAACAGGUGUCAGGAGGAGUUCGAGCGUGGUUGGAAGGUGGAUCUUCCGAAGCCCAAGGAGGGUGAGGAGGGCGACAAGAAGGCCUCCGAGGCUGUUCUCAUGUCCGAUGAGUACUAUAUCGCCGCCGCCGCCAAGCGUCGUGGUCUUGGUCUUGUCCAGUUCAUUGGUGAACUCUUCAAGCUUGGCAUGCUUACGGAACGUAUCAUGCACGAGUGUGUCCGCAAGUUGCUUGAGUUUACGGGUGUUCCCGAUGAGGCCGAGAUUGAGUCUCUCACCAAGCUCUUGAGGACGGUCGGUGGCAACCUCGACAGCACCGAAAAGGGCAGGCCUUUGAUGGAAGUCUACUUCGGUCGCAUCCAGCAGAUUAUGGAUCUUCCUGACCUCCCAAGCCGUCUGAAGUUCAUGCUUAUGGACAUUGUCGACCUUCGCAGGGCCCGCUGGGUUUCCAAGGAGGCCAACAAGGGUCCUAAGACGUUGGAGGAGAUCCGCGCUGAGGCUGAGGCUGCUGCCGCCGCAAAGGCGGUUGAGAAUGCUCGCACCGGCCAGCGUGGCCUUGGAGGCCGUGCUGCUUCCGGUCGCGGAGAUGCCAGGGGCUUCCCUUACAACCAGAGCAUGACCAACAACCAGGUCGAGCUUGGUGAUCUCAAGCGCUUGAAGGGCAACACCAGCCGCUCCGGUAGCCAGGGCAUGUCUUUCGGCCCGCCUACGUCCAUGUUCAAUUCUAGGAGCAACAGUGGUCGUCGUCAGGUCGGUGGUCCUGGCGGUGCUUUUGGCCGCGGCGGUGAUGACUCUGGCGGCUCAUCCCGUACUGCUUCCAUGCGCGGUAACGAUUCGGUUUCCCACGCAAAUGCUUUCAGCCUUCUUGCUGAUGCUGGAGACCACCCCGGCUCCCCCCCUUCGGCCUCUGCCUCUCCGGCAUUGUCCAAGGUGACACCCGAUACCACGAAUAAUGACGAGAAGAAGGACGAAUAAGGCAGAUGGUUUUCUUUUUCUCUCUUACCCAAAACAAGUUCAACGGUGUGCCGCAUCAUGAGCACCCGGAACUGUCUCUGUGAGCAUAGACCGGGCGGGUUUCUCCAAAUUAUGCAUUUGCGCGGGUCGGGGAUCAUUCCAAAAGUUCUGCUUUAUUACUUUAACUUUUUUUCCUCCAUAUCUCAGUGAUACCUCUUCUUUUUCUCCCACAUACAUCAGAGAACAAGUUAUUACCAUUACCUUCCCCAUACCAUAGACUCAAUUCCCCCUAAAACGGCGGACACAAAGCACCAGCAGCAUGGAAGAUGAAAUCACGUUUUGAAGUUCGGAUUAUGAAUGAGGAUUUUAUGAUG